Molecule: messenger RNA, 2101 nt
Organism: Amphimedon queenslandica
Lineage: Eukaryota; Metazoa; Porifera; Demospongiae; Haplosclerida; Niphatidae
Exons: 9
Coding region: 90-2054 (654 amino acids)
Biological process (GO): cell surface receptor signaling pathway
Cellular component (GO): membrane
Molecular function (GO): protein binding; transmembrane signaling receptor activity
Source: RefSeq, a predicted model, not a curated record
CAUGGGUGGGUUGGUUCAUCAGUGCUAGCUAAGCAGCUCUUUCUCCUUGAGGCAGACAUUGCUCUAUAUUCUAGCUCUUUUCUGGAAUAAUGACGAUGUACUUUGAGGCAUCUGUCAAUAGCAAGAGAGUGCCGCUUCUUUCUGAGGUGGAGAAGAAGGAGGUUGAGUUGUCUCACUCUGUAGAAGACAGAGACCCACCUAUUGCCACCAAUCCACCAGUUGAAAAGAAGCCAGAUGGUGCUUGGCAUUUCAAACCCUCUAAAGAUAAGAUUAGAUUCUGUGGCUGCUGUUGCAUGAUGCCUUCAAAAAUAGCUAAGCCACUGGAAAUCAUACUGCUGAUGCUAAUACUUCUUUUUGUUGUCAUUAUGUCUUUUGUUCCAGUGGCAGUUCAUAUAUCUGAAGAACUGUCGACAAAUUCAAGUUCCCUUGAUACAACUAAUGGGUCAUUUCAUCCAGUGUCAGGCCAAUGUCAAGGCUAUGGUGCUAGAUCAUCAACAUGUGAGGAUGAGUCUAUUGGUAUUGCAAGCAAUGCGUCAUGUGUAGCUGUAAACUAUACUGGUUCAACCUGCAAGAGUUAUCUUCAAGAGUGGCAGUCUUGUGCUAUUGGGGCCACUGAUGGCAUUUAUAUUAACUCAUCCCAAAAGCUGAUGACGAGUGAAGUUAGCUUUGUAUUACAAGCACUGCAAAGUUCUUCAGUUAGUGAAGAGUGUAGAUCUGCUGGCAGUGAGUUUGUUUGUCAGUACUCAUUCCCUUUGUGUGACUGUGUAACUGGAAAAGAGUAUCUACCAUCAAGAGAAUUUUGCAAUUACGUCAGUACUCAAGUCUGUAGUGCUGAAUGGCAAGAAGCUAUUAGCAUUCUUGGACAAGGUGUUUUACCAGAUUGUUUAGAACUACCUUCUACAGGUGAUUCAGAUAACAGUAGUAGUAUUAUCUCAAACUGCAGUACAAUCGUUUGUGCUGAGUCUGAUGGAUUUCGUUGUGUUAAUGGCUCCUGUCGUCCUCAAUGUGGAGAGUUUAAAACUUAUAGUCCAAGAAAUGCAAGGACACAACAAGUGACUCAGCUAAUUGCAACUAUCAUUAGUUCAUCUGUUGGAAUACUAGUAUUGAUAGUUUCUGUCAUUCGCUGGAGAGUAAUGUUGUCAUUCCCAUCAAUAUUUUUGGUUUAUAUGACAAUUGGCUUGUGCAUACUAUCUAUAUUCAUAUUUGUAUCAAUACUUGACUUCAAACAUCUGUACUGCUCCUCUGAAGAUUUCUUAGAAGCUUUUAAUCAUCCAACCACUUACUGUAAAGUAACAGGGGCUAUUUUUCACUAUUUUUACUUAAACAUGACACUUUGGUGGUGUUUCAAUGUCAUCUCAGUAUUUUAUAAAAUAAUGUUUCCAGUGUUUGCUAAGGAGCAUAAGGAAAAAGACAAAUUUAUACACAUUGUCUUAUUAAUACUAGGUAUUUUAAUUCCUAUUCCUGGUGUAAUAUUGGCACUGACUGUUAAUAAGUAUAAGUCUUAUACUAUAUUCACAUUCCCCUCUUAUGUGUGUGUUCCAAGAAAUCCCGACUUGCAGUAUUAUGCUCUCCUCUUACCACUCAAUGUACUUCUUGGCAUUGGUUUAUUUUGCUUAGUUUUAAUAUUCUGGAGACUGCAGAAACAUCGAACUGCAUUGCUUCGGAAGUCAUCUCCAAUCUCACUGCCUGAAAUAAAGCUGUUAUUUACUCUGGUAUUCUUUAGCAUAUUUGGUAUAGUCUCGUUAGCUUAUUUUGGUGCAGCUACUGCAACUCGGGAUAAAUACAAAAGUGGAAUUAAAAAAUAUUUUGAGUGUCAAGCAUUUGGAGUUCACCCUAAUGUGUCAUCAUAUGAUCAGUGUCCUAUGGAUUUUGAAAAAUACGAUUAUCCAUAUUUUUCAGUGGUAGUUUAUCUACUAUUGGGUUUUGUAACGACUGCUAUCCUUGUCUACGUCUGCAAUUGGAGAGCUGUUGCUACCUUUUGCCUUUCAAUUCGAAGAAGAAGAAAAUACACCAGAACAAAUCUGGACACAUAUAUAGAACAUAAUUCUGAGUGAAAAUUGUAUAAUGAUUAAUGACUGCGCUGUUGUCUUAGUAAUAAUUA